AUGGGUAAUACAAGUCGCCAAGGUAAUUACAACCAAGGUUGGAGGCCUCACCCAAACCUGGGACAAGCAGGACCCUCAAAUAGACCACCACCUCAACAAUUUCAGCAACAUCCCUCUUUGGCAGAUAGAACUUCAAAGAUUGAGGACACACUCAAUCAAUUCAUGCAAGUGUCAAUAUCCAACCACAAGAGCACUGCAGCUGCUAUCCGUAACUUGGAGGUGCAAAUGGGGCAAAUAGCUAAGAGGAUGGAGGAGAAAUCCGAUACAAAUUUUGCAGCUAACACUGAAGUUAACCCAAAAGAGCAUGUUAAAGCUAUUACUACAAGGAGUGGAAAGGUGUUAGAAGAGAGAAAAGUAAAUAGAGAUGAUGAAAAAAGAGAAGAAAAUGGAGAGUUACAUGAGAGAAAAGAAGAGAGCAUUGAAGAAGAUGAUGAGAAGGUUGAAGGAGGACAUAAAGAAAUGGGUGAGAGAGAGAAGAAUAAAGGAAAAAGUGUUGAAAAGCCCUUACCUUACCCUAAAAUCCAUUCUAGAAAAGAGAAGGAGAAGCAAUUUGGGCGAUUUUUAGACAUAUUCAAGAGGCUUGAGAUUAAUAUCCCCUUCUCUGAAGCCCUCCAACAAAUGCCUUCAUAUGCUCGAUUCAUGAAGGAGUUGCUCACAAAGAAAAGAAAGUACAUUGAAGAAGAGACCAUCGAAGUUCAGGGAAAUUGUAGUGCCAUCAUCCAAAAGUUGCUUCCACCAAAGUUUAAAGAUCCCGGUAGUUUCACUAUUCCUUGCACUAUUGGUGAGUUGGCUAUUGGGAAAGCACUAAUCGAUCUGGGAGCAAGCAUAAACUUGAUGCCUCUUUCUGUGAUGAGGAGGAUUGGAGACUUGGAAUUGAAGCCCACAAGAAUGACACUCCAGUUAGCAUAUAGGUCUAUCAAGUGCCCCUAUGGAGUCAUUGAGGAUGUGCUAGUGAAGGUGGACAAAUUCACUUUCCCAGUGGAUUUUGUCAUUCUAGACAUGGAAGAAGACACUGAAGUUCCGCUUAUAUUGGGCAGGCCAUUCAUGAAAACUGCAAGGGUGCUCAUUGAUGUGGAUAAUGGUCAUCUCAAGGUGCGUGUGGAAGAUGAGACUGUCACUUUCAAUGUUUUGGAAGCUAUGCAACACCCUGGUGAUAAUAGCAACUGCUUUAGAGUGGAUGUUCUAGAAGAAGUGAUUGAGACUACCAAGAGCCAAUUGCAUGUGAAGUCCCCACUUGAGAGGGUUUUGAUUGAGGCAUGUGAUGAGUUGACCCUUGAUGAGGAAGCGGAAGUGGAGGAAGUGACCAGACAACUAGAAAAGCUCAAGGAGAUAUCUCCUAAUGAGGUGAAAGUGGAAAAAUUGGAGAAGGAAAAAUUUGAUGAUCAAAACAAGAUUGAGCUUAAAUUGUUGCCUGAUCACCUCAAGUAUGUGUUCCUGGAAGGGGAAGCAAGGAAGCCUGUGAUAAUUAGUAGCUCUCUAUCUAAAGCUGAAGAAGAGAAAUUGAUUGAAGUUCUUAAGGCAAAUCAAGGAGCUAUAGGGUGUCACAUUUCUGAUUUGAAGGGGUUAAGCCCAACUUAUUGUAUGCACAAGAUUAUGUUAGAGAAAGAUUACAAGCCCAUAGCACAACCACAAAGAAGAUUGAAUCCCACUAUGAAGGAGGUGGUGAGAAAGGAGGUGCUAAAACUCCUUGAAGCUGGAAUGAUAUACCCGAUCUCUGAUAGUGCAUGGGUUAGUCCUGUGCAUGUGGUGCCAAAGAAAGGAGGUAUGACAGUCAUUCAGAACGAGAAAAAUGAGUUGAUUCCAACUAGGACGGUCACCGGGUGGAGGAUGUGUAUUGACUACAGGAAACUUAAUCAAGCCACUCGAAAGGAUCAUUUCCCCCUUCCCUUCAUGGAUCAGAUGUUGGAACGUUUAGCAGGACAAGCGUACUAUUGCUUCUUAGAUGGUUAUUCUGGAUAUAAUCAGAUUGUGCCAUCUUUGCUGACUUGGUUGAGAAGUGCAUUGAAGUAUUUAUGGACGACUUCUCUGUGUUUGGCAAAUCCUUUGAUCUCUGCUUGA
This is a messenger RNA of Vigna unguiculata (cowpea), 2058 nucleotides long. RefSeq lists its product as uncharacterized. The record is from RefSeq and is a predicted model, not a curated record. NCBI's taxonomy places the organism in Eukaryota, Viridiplantae, Streptophyta, Magnoliopsida, Fabales, Fabaceae.